Messenger RNA from Talaromyces stipitatus ATCC 10500, 822 nucleotides. RefSeq lists its product as uncharacterized. The coding region runs from base 1 to 822 and encodes 273 amino acids. Gene Ontology annotation, biological process: mycotoxin biosynthetic process. The record is from RefSeq and is a predicted model, not a curated record. The transcript is spliced from 5 exons. Lineage: Eukaryota; Fungi; Ascomycota; Eurotiomycetes; Eurotiales; Trichocomaceae.
AUGUUUGGUGCUCUAUACCGCAUCAAGAUGGACGAAGAGGAAAAUGAAGAAAAGGAGAAUUUGCUUGAAACGGACACCACAACGAUAAGGCCUCCAGCGAAGAGAAACAAUCAGAUUCUUCGUCUGCUCUUUAUAAUUGGUGUAUCGUUGAAUACUUUGUUUGGGAUUCUCGGUAUCUUUACUUUCGCCUCGUUUCUCAAUUCAGGCAAGUCGUCAUACGAAAAUGGAUUCGACACGGACUUAGAACCUGCUAGAGAGAAAAUUGAUCUCAUUGUGAAGACAUUCACUGGUGGUGUAGAGCUGGAUGAUGCCGGUAAUUUCUACACGGAUGACGGCGGACAUGAAUACGUUGGGCCACCAGGACCAGAAGUAGACGAAGCAUGGGAAACUCUCCUUGGCCUAAACCUUGACUUGGACGAAGAUGAAGUGGUUCUGAAGGGCUCGACUUUCCAGUGGCCAGAGUCUGGCAACUAUUUCACUGGGAUUGAUGUAUACCAUUCUCUUCAUUGCUUGAACCGCCUUCGACAAGCAAUCUAUCCUGAAUAUUACACCCGUAUCUUUAACCAUCCAUCAGAUCCAUCACGUAAGAAUCACAUAGAAACCCUAGAUCAUUGCAUCAAUCACAUCAGACAAGCAAUUCAGUGCCACGCAGACUUGACGCCUAUGGAAUGGAGACUUGACGGGAAUAAAAUAAUUUUGAAGACGAAUACUCAGCACACUUGCAGAAAUUUUGAGCAGAUAAACGGCUGGGCGCUAUCUAAGCGUACGAAGUUCGAAGAUAUUCACAGUUGGCGUAAUGGUAGCCUUCAGAUUGUGGAUUAG